AACGUGUAUUUUAAGUCUUGUGCUUAACAGUCGAAUGUCCGAUAGUAAUUGAACGCAGCAUAGUCUGAUUUUGAAAUUUAGCAGAAAAUGUGUAUAUAAUGUAUAUGCUUGUUUAUGGAUAUUUAUCUAGAUAAAUGAUUAUUUCAUAAAUAUAAAUAAUAUUUAAGACAAUAUCACAAAUGUCAAACUAGAAAAAAAAAAAAAAAAGAAAAAAAAAAAGGCAGUGACCUCCUGAACCUGUGGGCUUGAACCGUGCUCGUGAUUUUGAAUGCGGCGAGAGAAGAUUCAUGAUAGUUUGAUUCUGGCAGAGAUAGCAGUCAAAUUUUCAGUGUGUAUUUACCAGGAUGUCGGACACUGAGACUAUUAAGAAAAUGUUGCGGUCUGUACUUCAGUCCAGCAAGACCGGCGUGUCUAUUAACAGCCUCCAGUCAGAGUACCGGUCACUGUGCGGAGAGAGCAUCCCGCUGAAAAAGCUGGGCUACUCAAAACUGGAGGAUUAUCUCAUAAGUAUCCCCUCUGUGGUACGGUUAGAGUACCGCAUGGGUGAGCUAAAAUGCUUUGCUGCAGUCUGUCAAGAGACGGCCCACAUUGCUGAGCUGGUGGCCAGGCAGAAGAGUUCCAAGAAAUCUGGUCGCUCCCAAGUGGUCAACUGCAGGAUGAGAUUCAAACCUUCCAACCCCUACAUGCUCAACAUGAGGCCAAGGUCAUCUCUCCGCCAGCCCUCACCUGCUGAUGCCUCUAACAAGCCAGCAAACCGUUAUCGGCCCCAUGGUGGCUACAGAGGCUUCAGUGCAUCAGGAGACUACAGGCAGCUGGACCAGAGGUUAAGCUCCAUCACACCUGUUGAACACAGACAUCCGGCUCCUCAACCAGCUGUGAAGCAGUGUGUGAUGCCUGACAGGAAAGAGAAGAACUGUCAGAAGCCUAGAGAGAAGCCUCCUGAACAAGUCUCCAGACCCAACCAAUCCCAGUCUAGCCUGUAUGAUGUGGGGCUGGUGCAGAGCAGAAUAACUCAGCUUCUGGCGAAGUACUGCAGUGGACUGUGGAUUUCGAAAAUAUCAGGGAUCUACUUUGAAAUGUUCAAUCAGAAGCUCCACCCGCAGGUGCUCAUAGACCUGGAAAAGUGGACAGACGUCUGUAUGGUGGAGAAAUCACCCUGCACCAACCGAGCUGACCAGCUGGUCUACCCUCCUCUGCCUCCCAAGCCCUCUCUUCUUCCUGAAAGUAACACCAAAAAGUCCCCACCAACAUCACCCUCCAAUUCAAGCGCUAUCACCACACCAGUUUCACCUCGACCUUCGACACCUGAAGAAUUCUUUACUCCCUCCCUCUCUACCCCUGUUCCUAAACCUAGAGUUUCCCUGAAAAACCCUUUAGCUAAGCCCACUUUCCUUUUUCCUUCACAACCUGUUGCUGCCUCGGUCACAUUGCGCAGCCCCGUCCACAACCCAGCUCUCGCUCCCCAGCUGCCCCCAUGUGCCGAUCAUGCAGCCACUGCCUAUGGUGGAUGUAAAGAAAAUCAUAACUUGACAACAGCUACCCCCAACCAAAACACCAGGCCUUUAGCCCCUACCUGGACUCACCCUCCACUAGCCAGCGCUUCUGCAGUAGCUUCCUCCCUCCAACCAGGCCUUGACAUUUUACCCCUUUUGAAGGUCACUUUUUCCCCUACCUCUGAUUCUGCCCCUCUCUCAAAAGCUUCUGCUGUCACUGUGCCAGCUGAGGUGCGGCAGAGAAUAAAGGAGCUUCUGUCCAAGUACAGUCACGGUUUGUGGGCCCAUGCUUUGCCUAAACUGUUCCUAGACACAUACAAGACACCAUUCCCUGAACAUAUUCUGGACAACUUGUCUCUCUUGCUGGAUAUAUGCACCGUGGAGUACCCAUUGCCACAUGACAAGAAGAAGGCCAUCCUGUAUAACUCCAGCAGAACAGACAUGGAAGCCACAGACACCCAAGACAGCCAGCAGUGGAGAAGUCAUCUGCUCCCCUCUGGUCUUGAGGUCCUUGGGCCUGUGAUUCCUCCCUGUCUGGUUCUUCCCUCAGAGCAGUAUCCCUCUGUUCUGGUUACUGAUGUAAAGAGUAGCAACGCUGUCACUAUAAGGUAUGUGGGUGAAAACUACUCCAAUGCCCAGGAGGCCAUGGAGGACGCAAUGUGCUCUUUUUACAAUGACAGCUCCACCCACCAUCCUUUGUCUAACCCUGAUGUUGGUCAGCUGGUAGCAGUCAGAGGAGAGGAUGAAGAUGAGUUGGCCAGAGCUCAGGUCAUGGAGGUGAUGGCCCCCAACAAGGUCAAGGUGUACUAUGUUGACUAUGGCUUUUCUGUGGAGACAAGUGGGAAUAAUCUGCUGGAGCUGCACCAGGAUUUCCUCUGUCUGCCCUUCCAGGCUACCAAGGUCAGACUCGCAGGUUUAGAGACUUUCAGCUCCCAUCCACUGGUCCUGUCCUCACUGGACAAGUUGGCAGUGGGAAAGAUCCUACUAAUGGAGACAUUAGAGCCAUGUCAACAGACUGAGAUGCCUGUGGCAGUGCUGUACGACACUUCCCAGGAUGAUGACAUCAACAUAAACUCCACCUGCCUCAAGACUCUGCAGGAUAAGUCCAUGAACAAUCCACUGACUGUAAGUGUUACCUACCGGGAUGUGUGUGUCACAAAUGUGUGUACAGAUGGCAUCAUCUACUGCCAGCUACCCUCCAGAGGAACAGCAAGACUCAGCAAGCUACUGGAAAAAACAGAAGCAUUCUUCAUCUCCCAGAUAACAUCUGAGUCUUUAGUGUCUAGACCCUUCAGUGGCAAGUUCUGUCUAGCCCGCUACAAAGGAAAGUGGUCCAGAGUUGAGAUCACCAACAUGUACAGCAACAGAGUGAUGGAGAUUCUCUUCAUUGACUUGGGUAUCCCAGCAACUGUAGAGGUGACUGAUCUCAGAGAGAUCCCCCCUGUUUUCCUCAAAGACUUCACCAUCAUCCCACCACAGGCUAUCAAAUGUCGUCUGGCUGACCUCAAAGUUCCAGAGGGAGACUGGAGCCCAGAGGCUGUUGUCUGGGUGAAGGAGGCUGUCCUGGGCUCUGAAGACUGUAAAAUGAAGAUCUUGAAAUUAGAUGAGCACAAAAGGGACCGGCUGGUCUAUAUGUACCUCUUCAUUGGUGCUGACAGCCAGGAACUAGACAAGAGCAUUAACUAUCAGCUGGCUCACUCAGAGUUAUGGCAGAAACUCAUAAUGCAGAACAACAACAACAACAACACAAUCGUCAGCAGUAACAGCAUUGUGGAUACAGGUCUCAGCGCUCUUGUGGAGAAGUUGACUCUGAGCAGCUCAGUCCAGAACCCCAUUGUUGAAGCCUCAGCCCAGCCUUGUCAGGGAGCAGAGGACUCGUCUGACCCAGAUGUGACCACCAAAACUGGGAAGCGGCCAAUUCCAAUGCCUCCCCCACUGGAGCUCCCUCAGCCUGGUCAGAACAUAGAUGUGUUUGUACCAGUGGCCUGCCACCCUGGUUACUUUGUGCUGCAGCCAUGGCAGGAUGUGCAUAAGCUGGUAGUGUUGAUGGGGGAGAUGAUUCUCUAUUAUAACCAGACGUGGAAGAACGACACGCCCCCAAACAUCCAGAAAGGAGAUGUCUGCGCUGCCAGAAUAGAAAAGAACUGGCACCGCGUUCAGGUGAAGGGGAUUCUGGCCAAUGGGUUGGUGUCUGUGUAUGAGCUGGACCAUGGCAAACAUGAGCUGGUCCUGAGUAAUUUCAUCAGGCCUCUGAUUGAGGAAUUCAGACAGCUGCCUUUCCAGGCUAUCACUGCACAACUGGCAGGUGUGACACAGCAGAGCUGGUCAGAGGAGGCCUCCAUGUUGUUCAGAAACCAUGUGGAGAAGCGAGCGCUGGUAGCCCAGGUGGAGAGCAUGCAGGAGAUCUCUGAGGCUAAAGGUGAACUGUGGGAGCGCAAGUUGACUGUUUACCUGGUGGACACGGAAACGCAGGACAAGGACCUUUGGAUUCACAGCAUCAUGGCUGACAUAGGCGGUGAGCUGUCUUCAGCUGCCUGGGAUGUCUCCUCAAGCACGGUGGGAAAUUAAUCAGCAAGCUGACUCUGACUGUAAAUGUAUGAAAGGUUUUUUUUCUUUUUCUAAAAAAUGUGAAAGUGCUCAGUGAACUUUAGAGUGUUUUCAGCAUUUUCUCCA
This is a messenger RNA of Lates calcarifer (barramundi perch), 4166 nucleotides long. It is a transcript of the gene tdrd7a, whose product is annotated as tudor domain containing 7 a. NCBI's taxonomy places the organism in Eukaryota, Metazoa, Chordata, Actinopteri, Centropomidae. The record is from RefSeq and is a predicted model, not a curated record.